AUGGCAUCUGUGAGAGAGGUGUCCAGCUUCACUGAGGACCUGCUGUGUCCCAUCUGUCUCUCCAUCUUUCGGGACCCCCACAUGCUUGAGUGUGGCCACAGCUUCUGUGCCCCAUGCUUAGAACCCUGUAUCCCCAAGGGCCAGAGACGCGGGCUCUGCCCCGAGUGCCGGCGGCCUUUUGCUUUGCGCCGCAUGGCGGUCAACCGAGCCCUCUGCAGCCUGGCGGAAAAGGCCCGGCUCCUCAAGCUGGACGAAGGCCCUCAGUUGGGUGGGGCUGGCGGCUGGUACUUCUGUGAGGAACAUGAAGAACCGCUUAAACUCUUCUGCAGCCAGGAUGAGGGACCUGUUUGUGUCAUCUGCCGGGACUUACCUCAGCAUCGUGGACAUGACUUUCUGCCCAUCAAAAAUGCCGUUCAGGCCUAUCAGGAUCAGCUGAAAGCUUCUCUAGAACCCCUGCAAGAAGGGCUCCACUGUCUAAAAAGGAGCCAGUGCCGUCAGCAGGAGAACAUUCUAGAAUUAAAGACCUGCUCUGAGUCCUUGUCUGAUCACGUCUCUGGGGAGUUCGUGAAGAUGCACCAGUUACUGACUGACAGAGAGUAUAGUCUGAAGGUGGCCCUGGAGCAUCAACGAGAGAAGAACCUGGUCCAGAUGGAAACCAAGCUGAAGGAACUGACUUGGAAAGUGGCCUCUUGGUCGGAGACGCUCUGCCGAGUACGAGCAGGGCUUGAAUGCAAGGAUCACAUCAGUUUCCUCAAGGAGGCAAAGGAGUUACUGGAGAGGGUCCGCAAGGAGCAAGGAACCCCGGUGGACGAGGAAGAAGAAACUGAAGUGGCGAUGGCAGAAGAAGGAUUGGAGGCUAGCGGUGAAGAUACAGAUGAAUGUGAGAAUGAGGCAGAAGAGGGAGACAAUGUAGAUGAAGAAGAGGAGGAAGAAGAAGAGGAAGAGGAGGAAAGUGAGGAGGAAGAAGAGCAAGAGAAGGCUGUAGAGACAGAAGAGGAUGAUGAAUUUGGAGUUGUGCCUGUAGACUUGAACCUUGGUGAAUUCAAGGGACCCCUGCAGUUCUAUGCCUGGAAGGAGCUCUUAGGUGCAGUAUAUCCAGUCCCUGCAUGCAUCACCUUGGACUGCAACUCUGCUCACCCCAGCCUGAUCCUCGUGGAGGAAGCCACCGGCAUCAAGUUCAGCCCAGGAAGGCGUUUCUGGCGCCGAAAGCCCGAACGCUUCAUCUCUAGCCCUUGUGUGGUGGGGCGGAAAGGCUUCACCACGGGGCGCUUCUAUUGGGAGAUCCGAGUGGGUGAGAGCGCGGGCUGGGUGGUGGGGGCAGCGAAGAAGUCCGUGAAACGCAAGAAGCGCCUGAAUUUCAAGCCCAAGGAAGGGGUGUGGGCCAUUGAGCUGAGAGCCGGGGAGUACCAAGCUCUGAGUGAGCCCCGGACUCCGCUCUCUGUCUGCGGGAGGAUGGAAAAGGUAGGGGUCUACCUGGACUUUGAAGGGGGGCAGCUCUCUUUCUACAACAGCAGCAGCAUGAGCCACCUCUACACCUUCCAGGAGACUUUCCACGAGGAACUGCUUCCCUUUCUGAGCACCCAAAGCAGCCACCCCCUCUCAGUGUGGGACCUGGAGCUCUGA
Molecule: messenger RNA, 1623 nt
Organism: Gekko japonicus
Lineage: Eukaryota; Metazoa; Chordata; Lepidosauria; Squamata; Gekkonidae
Product: zinc-binding protein A33-like
Exons: 6
Coding region: 1-1623 (540 amino acids)
Molecular function (GO): zinc ion binding; protein binding
Source: RefSeq, a predicted model, not a curated record